This is a messenger RNA of Clarias gariepinus (North African catfish), 7402 nucleotides long. It is a transcript of the gene mapkbp1, whose product is annotated as mitogen-activated protein kinase binding protein 1. The record is from RefSeq and is a predicted model, not a curated record. The transcript is spliced from 31 exons. Gene Ontology annotation, molecular function: protein binding. Lineage: Eukaryota; Metazoa; Chordata; Actinopteri; Siluriformes; Clariidae. Bases 959 to 5572 code for a protein of 1537 amino acids.
UGGUGUGUGGGAAAGAGACUGUUUUUUAGCCAGCUAGCUUAGCAUUAAAAUAACUUGGAUAGCAACAGCGACCUUCAUUAAAUCAGGAUCAGAAUGAACGCAAUGUUAGCUGUAAAUAAACAGCAGCAGCGCAGCGUGAAGCUCUCGGUUUACAGGCGCAGGAGGCUUUGUUAGGUUCAGCUUUAAACCAAGCCAGAGGUUUUGGGGAGCUAGCUAGCUAUAGGACCAUGAGUUUUAAUUCAGGUUAUGUCGGGUCAAGAUGUGUGUUUUAGCUGACAGGGUUUAUUUAGAAAUGUGUGUUUGUUUAGCAAAGCGCUGAGGCGGUGUACAAUCAAGUGUUCUCAUUGGGAAUCAGCUGUCAGCCUUAUUUCGCGAACGCUAGGCCGUAUCUCAUCGCAACGUGUCAGAGUUUACCGGUCUGCUUAUGAUGGUUAUUUAUAGGAUGCGUUUUUAUCAUUUCAGCUAUGUAGACAGUUGAUUUAAAAACAAAGAAAGCGUCCUGUGUCAGUUGAACAGAGCUGAGAUAAACUGCUGAUUAGUUCACACCGUUCGCUCCUCCUACACACUGGACAGCUGGAGCGAGUUGGCUUUUUACACUACGGCUCGCUUGGAGACGAGAAGAGGCUUUUUGACCAAAGAGGAGACGCGGAGCUCAGCACGGAAUUGCUGACUACACGAAGAAUGAGCAAUGGUCCAUUUCACCAUGUUAUCCAAUGCAGUCAGGAGAAAGACUUGUAACAGCUCGGAGCGGCUUCACUGCGGGAGAGCAGGACUGCGGCUCAGGAGACCUGGUUUCUGAUGUUCAGCAGCACAGUAACGCCUGAACCGGAGCUUACUUUCACCCAACAUUGUUUAAGACACAAUGUAACGUUGGUGUUUUUUUUAAAUAGACUAGAACAGAGCCAUACUUCAAGAUUUAAAUUUUUAAACAUUUGCAUUUAAUUGAAACGGGAUUAAGAUGACGAUGGAAAACACGACCAUUAAAAAUCGGAUUAAAAACCUGCUCCGGUCUCCCUCCAUAAAACUGAGGAGAAAUAAACCAAGAUCAAACAAGGAAAACCUGGCAAAUAAGGUGACUCUUGAAAAAGUUUUGGGGAUUACUGCUGCAGGAAACCGUGCCUUGGCCUGCGACCCUCAUUCAGGUUUGGUAGCCUAUCCUGCAGGGUGUGUGGUGGUGCUCUUGAACCCCAAGAAGAACAAACAAUAUCAUAUUCUCAACAGCUCCAGGAAAACAAUCACCACUCUAGCUUUUUCACCAGAUGGCAAAUAUGUGGUCACAGGAGAGAGCGGUCAUAUGCCAGCAGUGCGUGUGUGGGAUGUGGUGGCGAGAACUCAGGUAGCAGAGCUUCAUGAGCAUAAGUACGGUGUGGCAUGUGUAGCUUUCUCCCCCAACAGCAAGUACAUCAUCAGCGUGGGCUACCAGCAUGACAUGAUAGUCAACGUCUGGGCCUGGAAGAAAAAUGUAUUGGUGGCUGCUAACAAAGUCUCCAGUAAAGUGACAGCCGUGUCAUUUUCAGCUGACAGCUCCUACUUUGUUACAGCAGGGAACAGACAUGUUAAGUUUUGGUACCUGGACCACACCAAGGCCUCCAAGGUUAAUUCCACAGUGCCCUUACUGGGUCGCUCUGGAUUGCUUGGGGAACUCAGGAAUAACUUUUUCAGCGAUGUGGCUUGUGGCAAGGGCCAGAAGGCCAGCAGCACUUUCUGCAUCACUUCCUCAGGCCUGCUGUGUGAGUUCAACGACAAGAGACUGCUGGAUAAGUGGGUGGAGCUUAGGAAAAGCGACAAUUUCACAACUGGUUUAGCCACCGCAUUGUCCGUCACUGAGGAUCUUAUAUUCUGUGGCUGUGCUGAUGGAACGGUGCGAGCGUUCAAUCCGGUCAACCUGCACUUCAUCUGCACUCUGCCUCGCCCACACAGCCUGGGCACAGACAUCGCAUCUGUCACUGACGCAAGCCACCUCUUUGCUUACAAAUUGGAUGCUCGAUACCCUGACACAGUGGCUGUCUCAUAUGACCCCACCAAUCGCUGGCUGUCUUGUGUUUACAACGAUCAUAGCCUGUACGUCUGGGAUGUUCGUGAUCUCCACAAAGUGGGAAAAGUUUACUCUGCCCUGUAUCACUCCUCGUGUGUAUGGAGUGUGGAGUUGUACCCACAGGACGGUGAGAGAGAGCGGUCUUGUCUCACGCCAGGAUCCUUCCUUAGCUGCUCUUCUGACAACACCAUCCGCCUUUGGAACACAGAUGGAUACAGCACCACAGUCAAGCACAACGUCAUCAGCAAUGACCUCCAGAAAAUUAUUUAUAUAGACAAUAAUGUUGCAGCUUUGCUGGAUCCAGACUGCACCAUUUCCAGCAAUUCAGAGAAAACCGAUUCACAGACCUCUGAGAACAGGACUGGCAUUAGGACCAUGUGUGUCAGCCCAGACGGUCAGCACCUGGCAUCAGGGGACCGCAAUGGAAUACUAAGGAUCCACGAGCUACAGAGCAUGGAGGAGAUCCUGAAUGUGCAGGCUCACGACUCGGAGAUCCUGUGUCUGGAGUAUUCAAAGCCUGAGACAGGCUUGAGGCUGUUGGCCACAGCAAGCAGAGACAGGCUGAUCCAUGUUCUCGAUGCUCAGUGCGAGUAUGGCCUGGUACAGACACUUGAUGAACAUUCCUCCUCCAUCACUGCAGUGCGGUUUGCUGCAAACGAUGGCAAAAUCCGUAUGAUCAGUUGUGGUGCUGAUAAAAGUAUCUACUUCCGCACAGCACAUAAGACGGAUGAAGGAAUCAUGUUUACUCGCACCCACCACAUUGUGAGGAAGACCACUCUGUACGAUAUGGAUAUUGACCCACUGCGCAAGUACGCUGCUGUUGGGUGCCAGGACCGCAGCAUUAGGAUCUUUAACAUAAGCAAUGGAAAACAGAAGAAAAUAUACAAGGGCUCUCAGGGGGAGGAUGGCACUCUAAUUAAGGUCCAGAUGGAUCCAUCAGGGAUGUACGUGGCUACCAGCUGCUCAGAUAAAAACAUCAACAUUUUUGACUUUUACACUGGAGAGUGUGUAGCCACCAUGUUUGGGCACUCUGAGAUAGUCACUGGGAUGAAGUUUACCAAUGACUGCAAGCAUCUGAUCUCAGUAUCGGGGGACAGCUGCAUCUUUGUUUGGAGACUGAAUCCAGAGCUGACCAUCAGUAUGAAGCAAAGACUUUCUGAACUUAAACAGAAGAGUAAACCUGUACAGAAAAGCCCCCCUACCAAGCAUCAUCCAGUCAGCCCUAGGAGAGAGGUGCACAGCGCUCCAGCUUUGGGCACGAUGUCCUCUGACAGUGACAAAGAGCCUGAGGAGGAAGAGUGUAUUACGGAGGAGGAUGAAAACAAUUUUCCUCACCUCUCUUCUGGCAGCAGCACAGGAGAAGACACGGGAUCGUCAGAGGAGAAGCAUGACUCGAUUCAAGAGAUGAGAAAGUUUUCUGACAGCAGUCCUAUAUGUGAGAACUCAAGGCAAAGGCGACGCUGGUGCAGGCGAACAGAGAGCACAGAUUUGGUUGUGAAGUCCAUGCUGGACUUGAGGCAGCUGGAGUCCUUUUCUAAGUCUGCUGUUAUGAACCGAGAGCCUGCUCUUCAUCCUGAUCUGGGAUUCGGAAGUACCAUCAGCCUACAGACCAUCGCCGGAUGGGUGGAGGAGCCAGAAGUGUCGUUCCCCCCUGUCUCAAAAGGACAUGCACGUCCUCAGUACAUCCCACUGUCACCUCAGACACCAGACACGGAGGCUGUUGUGCUUUACCCUGAGGGCUGUGAGGACAGAGUGAGCCUGGCAGGCAGUGAGUACCAGGUCAAGGAGUUAGCCCAUGGGUUGAGAUUGGCUAAAGGAAACUCCUGUCCUGAGAAGCAGAGCCCUGACAGUGCAUGCUCAAUGGAUUAUUCCAACAGCCAUCUUUCAAGCCCAGAUCAACACGGAGAAGACUCUGAGCCCACUGAGCCGCUAAGCGUGGAUGGAAACUCAUCAGAGCUGGACAUGGAAGACCUGGAAGAGGAGGAGAGCCAAAGGAAGCCUGAGAUCUGUAGCUCUGUGCCUAAGACUCCAGACCAAGAAGCGUUUCUCAAAAAAAACUUUGCAAACCUGUCAGACUUCAGCACCUCAGAAAGUCCAAAUUCUCAUCUUCAGCCCACAAUCACAGAUAAUGUCAGCAUGUCCUCAAAGUUCCUAACUACUUCCACUGGCUGCAAAACUACUGAGAAUAAGGUUUCCAAAGAAGUGGUACCAGAGCCCUCCAGAGAACUCCAGAGCCCUGAGAGGCCUUCAAGUCUGCAAUUAACCCCUGAGAAGAAGCGCAUUCCUGUGGAAAUUUCUGUUGAUUCUCUGUCAGCUGGUAUGAGAAAAGCCCAGUCCAUCCACAACAUCUCUUCAGAGGCUGAUAUGCUACAGACAUCUAGAUGUCCUUCUAAGGAGGUUCCCCCUCAGCCCCAGCCUUAUGAGCGAACUCCCGUAUCCACUCCGCGCCGAACGGUUCCCAGUGUGCCUCUCUCCAGCCCAACAGCUACCCAGCCCAGGGAUUGCCCUACACCCACCAAGUCCAAGCCACGCUCAUACAUGAGCCCAACCACCAGUUCCAUGGCCAAGAUGUCACGCUCUAUGUCCAUGGGGGACAGUCUAAACGUGAGUGAGCUCAGUGAAGUCCCUACAGGCUCAGAUACCCACCGAGGCUCAGGAUCAGACGCAGCUAACCUUCGCAUUGCUUCUCGCAGCAAACCCUCAUCACCAGUCGUCCCACUGCCCGCUUCAUUUAUUGGCUCUCCUCCCCGUGGUGCAGUUCUACCCACCAUAAGUGGUGCCUCAGCUCUUAACUCCUCUUCUAAAAGCAUCCAGGCUAAAUUACCAAUCAUCACCCGUCCACAGAUACACCUUGACAUCACCAAACCUCUCCCAGAUAAGCCCUCCAUGGCCUCUUUCUCUCCUAACGGCAAGAUUACCAAACUUGGCCAGAAGGAAGAUCCUAGUACCAGAACGCCUGUAAAUGUACCCCCCCUGCCAGGCCCAGAGCACUCUCCUUCCAGCAACAUGCAGUCAGUUACAUGCUCGGUGCUUACUGAGACUGAGCCAUUAGAGGAACAGAACUUCAACACUGAUCAGAGUGAAGAGAAGAUCCAAGGGAAAGAUUCAGAGCUGGAGCCGACUCAGACCGAGCAACCAAAUCAGAAUCAAGGCAGCACGGUUUGUCUGCAAGCAGCCACUCGAGCCCAGAAUUCAGGUGCAUCACUCGAUAUGGAGUCAUGCAGACUUGCAGCUAGUGAACUUCAAAGCAGUCUUAAAAAGGCCUGCCACUUCUAUAGGAUGCUGAGCAAUUCCACAGACCAGCGCCAGGAGCAGCAGGAUAUGGCUCAAGUGCUGACUGAAGCAUUUGAGGCAGUACAGACCGAGUUGAACUCAUUGCCACAAUAUGCAGAAAGCCGAUCCAGCUCCAGCAGCUCAGUGUGUGUGCUGGGCGGUGAAGCUGGUGUUGUGGGCGAGGAACGAACUUUGGCACUGCUGGAGCAGUAUUCCCAGCUUCUCCUCAAAGCUGUGGAAAAGAGGAUGGACAGCAAAGUCUAAUGUGAACCUAUUUACACCAUUUAGGCCGAGGCCGGAUCCCAAGCCAUGACUCUGCACUUUUUUUUUUAAUAAGCAGAUUUUAAAAAUCCACAAAUGACUUGAGUGGAUUUCCCUUCCUUUUGCUUAAACACUACCAGCACAGAUGGACAGGCUCAGUCUGACAGGCAUGGCCAUGUUGCACUAUAGACUAAUCAAAUCGGCCUACCUCCCUUUUUCUUUUUUUUUCUUUUUUUUAUUGUUAUUACAGCAAUCUUCUACUCCACACUUCACCUCAUUACCAAAUAAGGUGCCCUUUUCCCUUUUAUUGGUAUACUGUACUUGGAUAUUUGUGUAUAAGAGCAAUGACUGAGUAAAUGGACUUUGUUGUUCUUAAGGAGAGUUGAGUCUUGAACAUUGCGUGGUUUGUAAUGGUGAAUAAAUCAGAAAUGGACACGCACAGCUCCAAUCUGACCAGCAGCAGCAAGAUGGAGCUAAACUUAUUUUACUUGUUUGACCCUCAAGAGAAUGUGAACUUUUUUCAGAACUUAACUUUUUUGUCUUUUUCCGAGAUAGAUGUUACUUCAUUUAUAUCUUUACACUAUGGAGUACAUUUUUAAGUGUGUGUUGUUGAUGUGUGCCUGUAUUUAUUUUAAGGUCAUUAACUGGGGUUAAAGGUCUCCAGAAGGAGUUUUUAUAUAGGAUAUCCUUACUGUCAAAAACAGUUCCAGAGCAGAGAAUCUGGAAUCACAGCAUCCAAAUCUCAUGCAUAGACCUUGACACUUUUGUACAUUUUGUAAUCUUGACACUGAUCGAUGUCAAUCAAAGAGAUUGGGUGCCUUAUUUUGUAAUCAGCAAAUUUCUGUUAUUUAUCGUUAAAAAAAGUGCUUUUAGUGCUGACAGGAUUUUGUCUUCCGUAGUCUAAAAUAUUCCAGUAGAUCAGACUCAACUGCCAUAGAAAUACAAUAGAGUAGGAUAGAAUCGCAAAAGGAAUAUUAGAUAUAAGAUUACUUACUUUCAACUCAGCAAAAGUAAAAUUAAACACUGAGGAAUUUCCAUUUUAUUUGCCCCAGUUUCUUAAGCUUGAAUUAACCUAGAUGACGAUGCUUUUCAUAAAUGUGUUCUGCCCCUUUUCUUAAAUCUAACACUGAUGUACAGUAAAGCAUUUUGUUUUCUAAAGUAAUACUGUUGUAAUAUCACAAGAAUACUGUAUUUAUUUGUGCUAGUUGUCUGUCUGCUGUAAAAUGUCCAGACGUUUCUUCUACUGUUACAGAAUAUGGUGCUUGUGCUCAGAACAGCUAGCAAAAUGAUCCUCCAGCUUCAACCUAAACCCCUAACAUCAGGACUUUUUACUGCAAAAGCUUGCCAUGAACAUUUCAGUGUGCAUGAGACAAAUUGUAAGAAGAAUGCACAGCUCUUAUAUUUUGUAUCUAAGUAAUUUGUCGAUCAUCUGACCAUAAUCAUUUAGCUGAACUGAGUGAAUUCAGAGUAUAGGUUAUAUAAAGAUGGUGGUAGGAGAGCAAGUUUACUACUAGCAUGACAAAACUGUAUGCAUGAAGAAGUGAACUUCCGAGCUCACUGGAUCCUGAACAAGAGUGCAUGGUUGUAUAUCUGAAUUUCUUUAAAGAACAAUCAUCCCAUGCUUUGCUACUCAGCACUAUGUCUGUAGCUACCGAUGUUCGCAUUUCCUAUAAGGCAGCGAAUCUCAGAAGCUCGCGUCAAACAUUAAUGAAAAUGUUUCCCAUUUGAAAUUUGUUUGUUCUGCACUAUUCCUGAAUGACUUGUUUUUAAAUCUUCUAAGUGUCAUCUGAAAAGCAAAGUCAGAUGCUAGUUAAUAAAACUGUAUUUAUUACA